This is a messenger RNA of Peronospora matthiolae, 318 nucleotides long. Lineage: Eukaryota; Oomycota; Peronosporomycetes; Peronosporales; Peronosporaceae. The record is from the annotation of a GenBank genome assembly.
AUGCUCUGGCUCUUUGAGUCGGGCAAUUGGAAUGAGAACAAUUUAAAUCCCUUAACGAGGAUCAAUUGGAGGGCAAGUCUGGUUGAAUUCGUCACAUUAUACUUUUUACGGCAUCUCCCAGAUGGUUUGUUGGUGGAAGGCAUGGUUAUUCAGCUGUUCACCCGUUACCAAUUCCGGUUUCGGCCCCCGGGGGGGUUCGAACCCGCAAUCAGCGACUUGGAAGUCAGCUUACUGCGCCACUACACCAGGGGUCCACCCCUGGAGGGCAAGUCUGGUGCCAGCAGCCGCGGUAAUUCCAGCUCCAAUAGCGUAUAUUAA